AUGGUGUACAAUCGACUGCACGUCAUAGAUCUUCCAGACAACUCUGCUUUCACGUGGUUACUGUGCCUUUUCACACAGGAUUUCGUCUAUUAUCUCGGUCAUCGAGCUAUACAUGGGAUAUUCUGGUCCUUUCAUCAAAUUCAUCAUUCCUCUGAGUACUACAACUUUACUACUGGUGCACGGAUGGGAGCCGAUUCAGCCGUUGCCAUCCCACCUAACGUAUUUAUAGUUCACCGCUACCUGGUUAUCCUCUUCCAAUUCUGGCUUCACGCGAGUUGCAUACCUCCACUCGGCCCACUUGAGUACAUAAUUUGUACUCCGUCCAGCCACCGUGUCCAUCACGGCAGGAACCCAUACUGCGUCGACAGGAACUAUGGCGGCGUUUUCAUCAUAUGGGACAGACUUUUUGGCACAUACGCAGCGGAGCGCAUGGACGAGGAGAUCGCGUUCGGACUUGUUACCCCAGUGAAAUCAUUUGAUGUUAUGUGGUGUGAGUUCUUCGAAUUCAAGGCUAUGGGCUACGAUAAAGGUCAGAUGAGGAACGAGGAAAACGAGGAGAUUUUUCCAGGUUCAUGGAAUAAGAUGAAGGCUGCUCUCUGGCCGCCAGCUUACCUUCCAGGAAUGAAAACAAAACCGUUCUUUUUAUGGCUAUCUCUACAGGAUCAUACAGAUGGAGUUCCUGAGGUCGAGAGUCCUAUUGUUCGUUAUAACCCUCCUCUAGCAGUCCCCAUUCGCUGCUAUCUGCUAGCACAAUGGCUGUUUCUUCUGAUUUGCUUUCUGCAAUUCGUUAUCAUCCGCUUGUUCUCUAGACUGGACUGA
Messenger RNA from Cooperia oncophora, 819 nucleotides. The record is from the annotation of a GenBank genome assembly. Lineage: Eukaryota; Metazoa; Nematoda; Chromadorea; Rhabditida; Trichostrongylidae.